GAUUUAAUCUGGAUUUCAGAUCACAAUCCAACUCUUUCAUUCAUCAGUGUUUAUAGACGCCUAUAAAAAUGAACACGGCUGUUGUGAAUAUAAUUAUUUCAUUAUGUAAAACCUUUUUAGUAAUUCUUCUAGUGCUUUAUGCAUACUACAAAUACCGUUAUUCUUACUGGAAGAAGAAAGGUGUUGCAUACCUCGAGCCCUCUUUCCCGUUUGGAAACAUUGGAGAUGCACUACUACAAAGGAAAUCUGUUGGGUUACAAUUCCAAGAUAUUUAUAAUAAACUUGCCGGUCAUGAACUUGGAGGGGCGUUUUCAUUCAUCAGACCAAUGCUCAUAGUUCGAGAGCCAGAGAUGAUUAAGAACAUCGUAGUUAAAGAUUUUGUACAUUUCCACGGCCAUGGUACGUACUUUGAUGAAGAGAGUGAACCUUUAUCUGCCAACCUGUUCACGCUGUCUGGAUAUAGAUGGAGGAAUCUUCGUACUAAUCUUACACCUACUUUCACAUCUGGUAAAAUGAAAACUAUGUUCCAAAUUCUUGUUGACUGUGGUAACGAACUGGGAAAGCACGUGGAUCAGUCUGCUGCUAAUGGGGAUAACAUAGAAGUGAAGGAUAUUCUGGCGAAGUUCAGUACCGAUGUGAUAGCACUGUUUGCUUUUGGAGUGCAGUGCAACUGCCUUAAGAAUCCAGAUGCUGAGUUUAGAAAAUGGGGCAGAAAAAUAUUCGAAACUAAUAGGAAGACAGGAGUCAAAGACGUUGCCAUGUUUGUGGCUCCUGCUUUGCCUCCAAUAUUGAAAAUACCUUUCGUGCCUCUGGAUGUAUCACAAUACUUCAAGAAGAUGGUGAAAGAAACAGUUGAAUAUCGGGAAAGUAACAGAGUGAAGCGAAAUGAUUUCAUGCAGCUUUUGAUAGAAAUGGAAAACAAAGGAACGCUUGAUACGGAGGAAGAAACCAGUGACACAUCAAAAGCAGAUAGUCUGAAUGAUGCUGGUCUAACAAUGAAUGAAAUCGCAGCCCAAGCAUUUAUAUUCUUUGCUGCUGGAUUUGAAACCUCUUCGACCACUAUGAGUUUCUGCUUAUAUGAGUUGGCCAUGAACCGGGAGGUACAGGAACGUGUUCAGGAAGAGAUCGAUGCAGCGCUAAGAAAACAUGAGGAUAAAAUCACUUACGAAGCCAUUCAGGAAAUGGAGUACCUCGACAAUGUGAUCUCAGAAACGCUAAGGAAAUAUCCUCCGGCUCCAUUUCUGGUACGAGAAUGUACCAAGAAGUACACAAUUCCAGGGACAGAUGUUGUUAUAGAGAAAGGAACGUUAAUUAUAAUUCCUGUAAUGGGACUUCAUAGGGAUCAAAAGUAUUACCCAGACCCUGAGAGAUUUGACCCAGAUCGCUUCAGCAAGGAGAUGAAGGACAGAACACCCCAAUUUACAUACCUGCCUUUUGGAGAAGGCCCAAGGGUCUGUAUUGGGAUGAGAUUCGGGCUACAGCAUAUCAAGGUGGCCCUUGUAUCGCUCUUGUCAAAAUACAGUUUCCAUGUAUCGAACAGGACAUCGGUGCCCUUGAAAACUGAUACGAGAAGCAUCAUUACAUCAGCUGCUGGUGGAGUGUGGCUCAAGAUUAAAAAACGGUUUAUAAAUAAGUAA
This is a messenger RNA of Cryptotermes secundus, 1637 nucleotides long. RefSeq names its product cytochrome P450 6k1-like. The transcript is spliced from 3 exons. The coding region runs from base 69 to 1637 and encodes 522 amino acids. Gene Ontology annotation, molecular function: monooxygenase activity; oxidoreductase activity, acting on paired donors, with incorporation or reduction of molecular oxygen; iron ion binding. The record is from RefSeq and is a predicted model, not a curated record. NCBI's taxonomy places the organism in Eukaryota, Metazoa, Arthropoda, Insecta, Blattodea, Kalotermitidae.